GCCUGCGCCUCUUGACAGAGACUCUCAAAUCCCGUGGAAUUGAAUUUAAUCAUUUCCUGACAAAAGAAUGCAAUUUCAACUGACCCUUUUUUUGCACCUUGGGUGGCUCAGUUACUCGACAGCUCAAGAUGAAUGUAGCAGGGGUGCCUGUCGUCCCACCACCGGCAACCUCCUCGUGGGCCGCAACACGCAGCUUACGGCUUCUUCUACCUGCGGGCUGCACGGAGCCCAGAAAUACUGCAUCCUCAGCUACCUGGAGGGGGAACAAAAAUGCUUCAUUUGUGACUCGAGAUUUCCAUUUGAUCCACACACCCAACCCAACAGCCACACCAUCGAGAAUGUAAUUACAAGCUUUGAACCAGACAGAGAAAAAAAAUGGUGGCAAUCUGAAAAUGGUCUUGAUCAUGUCAGCAUCAGGUUGGACCUAGAGGCAUUAUUUCAGAUCAGUCACCUGAUAUUAACGUUUAAGACUUUUCGGCCUGCUGCGAUGGUAGUUGAACGUUCUGCAGACUGUGGACGUACCUGGAAAGUGUUCAGAUAUUUUGCAAAAGACUGUGCUACUUCCUUUCCUGGCAUCACAUCUGGCCAGGCCCAGGGAGUGGGAGACAUUGUCUGUGACUCCAAAUAUUCGGAUAUUGAACCCUCAACUGGUGGUGAGGUUGUGUUAAAAGUUUUGGAUCCCAGCUUUGAAAUAGAAAACCCUUACAGCCCUUAUAUCCAGGAACUUGUAACAUUAACAAACCUGAGGAUAAACUUUACCAAACUCCAUACCCUGGGAGAUACUUUGCUUGGAAGGAGGCAAAAUGAUUCCCUUGACAAAUACUACUAUGCUCUGUACGAGAUGGUUGUUCGGGGAAGCUGUUUUUGCAAUGGCCACGCUAGUGAAUGUGGCCCUGUGCAGGAGGUGCGGGGAGAUGUUUUCAGCCCUCCUGGAAUGGUUCAUGGUCGGUGUGUCUGCCAGCACAACACAGAUGGCCUGAACUGUGAGAGGUGCAAGGACUUCUUCCAGGACAUUCCUUGGAGGCCAGCUGCAGGCCCCCAGGACAGCACUUGCAGACAGUGUAUCUGUAAUGGCCACUCUGACCGCUGUCAUUUCGACAUGACCGCAUACUUGGCCAGCGGCAGUGGGGGCGUGUGUGAAGAUUGCAGGCACAACACCGAGGGACAGCACUGCGACCGCUGCAGACCACUUUUCUACAGGGACCCCCUCAAGGCCAUCGUGGACCCUUAUGCAUGCAUUCCUUGUGAAUGUGACCCUGAUGGGACCAUAUCUGGUGGCAUUUGUGUGAGCCCCUCUGACCCUGCCUUGGGGUCUGUGGCCGGCCAGUGCCUGUGUAAGGAGAAUGUGGAAGGAGCCAACUGCGACCAGUGCAAGCCCCACCAUUACGGACUGAGUGCCGAUGACCCCCUCGGCUGUCAGCCCUGCCACUGCAACCCCCUUGGGAGUCUGCCACGCUCGAUCUGUGACAUGGAUACAGGCCAAUGCUUGUGCCAGCCCUAUGCCACUGGACCACACUGCGAUGAAUGCAUGGUUGGAUACUGGGGCCUGGGAAAUCAUCUCCAUGGAUGUUCUCCCUGUGACUGUGAUAUCGGAGGUGCUUAUUCUAACACGUGCUCGCCCGGGGACGGGCAGUGUGAAUGCCGCCCGCACAUCACUGGCCGCAGUUGCACGGAACCAGCCCCCGGCUACUUCUUUGCUCCUUUGAAUUUCUAUCUCUACGAGGCAGAAGAAGCCACGCCACUCCAAGGACUUGCACCUUUGAACUCAGUGACUUUCGGCCAGGCGCCUGCUCUUCACAUUGUUUUCCGAGAGCCCAUUCCUGGGAACCCUGCUACGUGGACUGGACCUGGAUUCGCCAGGGUUCUCCCUGGGGCUGGCUUGAGAUUUGCUGUCAACAACAUUCCCUUUCCCAUGGACUUCACCAUUGCCAUUCGCUAUGAAGCUCAGUCUGCAGCUGACUGGGCUGUCCAGAUCGUGGUUAGCGCCCCCGGAGAGAGCAAGUACUGCACACACAAGACUCCAGAGCCACAGCCUCAGGCUUUUGCCUUACCAGCGGCUGCCAGGAUCGUGCUGCUUCCCACACCCAUCUGUUUAGAACCAGAUGUACAAUAUUCCAUAGACGUCUAUUUUUCUCAGCCUUUGGAUGGAGAGUCCCACGCACAUUCACACAUCCUGGUUGACUCUCUUGGCCUUGUUCCCCAAAUCAAUUCAUUGGAGAAUUUCUGCAGCAAGGAGGACUUCGAUGAGUAUCAGCUGCACAGCUGUGUUGAAAUUGCCUCGGAAAUGGAACCUCCAGUGCUCCCUGGUGCAUGUGAAAGGCUUAUAGUCAGCAUGUCUGCCAAGCUACACAAUGGGGCAGUGGCCUGCAAGUGUCACCCGCAGGGCUCAGUCGGGUCCGGCUGCAGCCGACUUGGAGGCCAGUGCCAGUGUAAACCUGGUGUGGUUGGGCGCUGCUGUGACAGGUGCUCAACUGGAAGCUAUGGUUUGGGGCAUCGUGGCUGUCACUCAUGUCACUGCCACCCUCAAGGCUCAAAGAACGCUGUAUGUGACCAAAUAACAGGACAGUGCCCCUGCCAUGGAGAGGUGGCUGGCCGCCGUUGUGAUCGGUGCCUGGCAGGCUACUUUGGAUUUCCCACCUGCCACCCUUGCUCUUGCAAUGGGUUUGCUGAACUUUGUGAUCCAGAGACAGGAUCGUGCUUCAAUUGUGGAGGCUUUACAACUGGAAGAAACUGUGAAAGGUGCAUCGAUGGUUACUAUGGAAAUCCUCCUUCAGGACAGUCCUGUCGUCCUUGCCCAUGUCCAGAUGUGCCCUCAAGCAAUCAGUAUUUUGCCCAUUCCUGUUAUCAGAAUCCUUGGGGCUCAGAUGUAAUCUGCAAUUGUCUUCAAGGUUAUGCGGGUAUUCAGUGUGGAGAAUGCUCUCCUGGUUUCUAUGGGAAUCCAGGAAUUUCAGGCACUCCUUGCCGGCCAUGUGCCUGCAACAACAACAUAGAUGUAUCUGAUCCAGAGUCCUGCAGCCGGGUAACAGGAGAGUGCCUUAGAUGUCUGUACAACACUCAGGGCCCGAACUGCCAGCUCUGCAAACCAGGUCACUUUGGGUCGGCCCUCAAUCAGACAUGCAGAAGAUGCUCCUGCCACCCUUCCGGCGUGAGUCCCACUCAGUGUCACCCUGAUGAGGGAGCGUGCCUCUGUGACCCUGUCACUGGUGUGUGCCCUUGUCUGCCAAAUGUCACAGGCCUGGCCUGUGACCGUUGUGCUGAUGGACACUGGAAUCUGGUCCCUGGCAGAGGAUGUCAGUCAUGUGACUGUGACCCCCGGACUUCUCAAAGUAGCCACUGUGACCAGCUUACAGGCCAGUGUCCGUGCAAAUUAGGCUAUGGUGGAAAACACUGCCGUGAAUGCGAGGAAAAUUAUUAUGGUGAUCCACUGGGACGAUGCAUUCCAUGCAACUGCAACAAGGCUGGUACCCAGAAGCCCAUCUGUGACCCGGACACAGGCAUGUGCCACUGCCGGGAGGGUGUCAGUGGCCAGCAAUGUGACCGCUGUGCCCGGGGUCACGGCCAGGAGUUCCCUUCUUGUCUUCGAUGUCACUUGUGCUUUGAUCAAUGGGACCGUACCAUUUCUUCCCUCUCCAAAGCAGUGCAAGGGUUAAUUAGACUGGCUGCUAACAUGGAAGAUAAAAGAGAGACCCUGCCUGUCUGUGAGGCAAACUUCAAAGGCCUCCGAGAGAACAUGUCUGAAAUAGAAAGGAUUUUGAAACAUCCUGUUUUCUCAUCUGAGGAAUUCUUAAAAGUCAAGGAUUACCAUGACUCUGUUAGAAAACAAAUCAUACAGGUAAAUGAACAAUUAAAAACAGUGUAUGAAUUUCAAGAUCUGAAAGAAACAAUAGGAAGAAUAAGGAAUGAAGCAGACUUCUUACUUGAAGACUUUCAGGAAGAAAUUGAUUUGCAAUCUAGUGUCCUUAAUGCAAGCAUCAUGGAUUCCUCAGAAAACAUCAAGAAGUAUUAUCAUAUAUCAUCAUCUGCUGAAAAGAAAACUAAUGAAACCAGUUCCAUCAUAAAUAAUUCUGAAAAUACCAGGAAUGACUUACUUACCAUCUUAGAUACACUAACCUCAAAAGGAAACUUGUCAUUGGAAAAAUUAAAGCAGAUUAAGAUACCAGAUAUCCAAAUAUUGAAUGAAAAGGUGUGCGGAGAACCAGGAAACUUGCCAUGUGAGCGCUCGCCCUGUGGUGGCGCUCUCUGCACGGGCCCGGAGGGCCACAGGCAGUGUCGUGGUCCCAGCUGUCAUGGCUCCCUGGCCAUCUCAAGAAGUGCCCUCGAGAAAGCCCAAGAAGUAGAAUCUGUGAUUCAUAAUUUAGGCAACCAGUUUCAAGAGUUGAAGAAUCAGAUUAAAAAUAUAAGUAAAUUGGCAGAAGUUACCAAAAACAAUGCCUUACAGCUAAGUGAAAAACUGGGAAAUGUGGAAAACCAAAGUGACUCUGAGGAAGAAAAAAUGAAUCUUUUAAUCAAAAAUGUGAAAAACCUUUUGUUAGAGGAAAAUGUGCCUCCAGAGGACAUAGAGAAGGUUGCAAAUCGUGUACUUGACACUCACCUACCACUAAAGUCACAAAAUCUAACUCGUGAACUUGACAAAAUACGGAAACUCACCCAGCUCUGUGAGGACUACAGGACAGAUGAGAACAGUCUAAAUAAAGCAGCAGAAGGGGCUCAAAAGCUUUUGGUGAAGGCCAAAGUAGCUGGGAAAGCAGCAAAUGUUCUAAAUCUUGACAAAAUGUUGAACAAGUUGCAACAAGCUCAAAUCACUCAAGGAAGAAGUAACUCUACCAUCACACAGCUGACUGCUGAGAUAACAAAAAUAAAAAAGAAUGUGCAGCAGGCUGAAAAUCAAGCCAAGGAAAUGAAGAAUGAGCUGGACUUAGCAAAGCAACAGUCAGAGCUGGAGGAUGGACUUCCCGGGCUGCAAAUCAAGCUGCAAGGGAAUCAAGAUCAAGCCGUCAGUGCAAAAGUUCAGGCUGAAUCUGCCCAACGCCAGGCUGGGAGCAUUGAGAAGGAUUUUGUUGAGCUGAAAAAACAAUACGAUAUUCUCCAACGUAAGACAAGUGCGGCAGGACUGACAAAAGAAACAUUAGGGAAAGUGAAACUGCUAAAAGAUGCAGCAGAAAAAUUGGCUGGAGAUACAGAGAACAAAAUGAGAAGAAUAACAGAUUUAGAAAAGAAAAUCCAAGAUUUGAAUUUAAGUAGACAAGAAAAAGCUGAUCAACUGAAACAAUUGGAAGAUCAAGUUGUCGCUAUUAAAAAUGAAAUCGUUGAGCAAGAAAAUAAAUAUGUUACCUGCUAUACUUAG
Molecule: messenger RNA, 5344 nt
Organism: Cynocephalus volans (Philippine flying lemur)
Lineage: Eukaryota; Metazoa; Chordata; Mammalia; Dermoptera; Cynocephalidae
Gene: LAMB4
Product: laminin subunit beta 4
Exons: 34
Coding region: 68-5344 (1758 amino acids)
Biological process (GO): tissue development; animal organ morphogenesis
Source: RefSeq, a predicted model, not a curated record